Molecule: messenger RNA, 2028 nt
Organism: Truncatella angustata
Lineage: Eukaryota; Fungi; Ascomycota; Sordariomycetes; Amphisphaeriales; Sporocadaceae
Exons: 3
Coding region: 1-2028 (675 amino acids)
Biological process (GO): potassium ion transmembrane transport
Cellular component (GO): plasma membrane
Molecular function (GO): potassium ion transmembrane transporter activity
Source: RefSeq, a predicted model, not a curated record
AUGGGUUUAUUUGGCGGUCGAAGCGCCGUCGAAGUGCGUGCUGAACAGAAGUGGGAUUAUAUUAGUUUAAAAGACUUCAAAUCCAACUCUGGCUUUGCGGUUGCCGCUUACAUCUAUUUGUACAUUUCGGUUCUUAUCUCACUUGCAGUCUACGGCGUUGAUAGCUUUACUGCUGUCUCGCUUCUGGCUUUUGGCAAAUGGACAUCGAGCAUUGAUGCAAAUAAGAUCAUCGACUUUACCAUUCAAAAAUGGAUCUUUUCCGUUUGUAUCAUCGCUUCAUUUGUCAAUCUUGGUUAUGAACAUUUUCGUGCCUGGCGCGUCAUGAAGCGCGGCAGUGUUGCAGAAUGCUAUUUGGACAACUUGGCAGUCAAAAUGGAAAGUACGAGGAUGGGCAGUGGCCAAGGCUGGCGACGCUUCUUGGUCUUUGCCGAGUUGACCAAGUCCAAGAAGGGAGCCGAGUAUGUUGCCUUGUUCACCUACUUUAGCUUUCAGUCUUGGAUCCGAGUCAUCUUGUGCUCUGGACCACGUCAAUUUGUCAAUGCUAUUACAAUCUAUGCCGUAUUCAAAUCGGAUGACUUUUUGACAGACAAAGGCUCUGCCGACCAGUCUAUUAUGAACUUCUUCACCAAGGUUGGUGCGCUUGCCAAUGAGAACUAUCAGCAGGCAGUUGUAUUAUCUGGCAUGGUAUUCACGUUGAUCAUCUGGGUUUUCUCUGCUCUGUCACUUUUGCUGGGGGCCAUCUUCUACAUCUUCUUCCUCUGGCACUACAUCCCUAAGCAGGAUGGGGGGCUAUCCGGGUACUGCGGACGGAAGAUCAACAAACGAUUGAUGAGGAUCGUUGCCAAGAAGGUCAACAAGGCUAUUGCUGAAGAAGAGCGACAACGUGCCAGGGCUGAGUUCAAAGCAGCCAAGAAGGCGGGUGAAAAGCCGCCGGUGGGAAGGCAGGCUACGUUGCCCACGAUACCAAACCUGGAACCGAAGAAGGACGAUUCUCUGCCAGAUAUGCCCAUGCUCAAUCGCAACGAUACAAUGGCAACAUUGCCUGUGUAUACGUCUCGGCCUGGCAGCCCGGGUGGCAUUGAGAUGAAUCCUUUGCCGCAGCAGCGUCCAAUGCCACAACGCGCAGGGACAAGCAAUACCUUCAUGUCACAAUCAAGUUACUCUUCCAAUGCCCCGCUGAUGGGCAGUGCUGCUGGCAUGGGUUAUGAUCGUUCUGCAUCUCCUGAACCAACACUGCCCCAAAUCGACCUCAACAACUAUCCUCCAUUCCGGCCUAAUACAUCCCAAUCGAACCGGAGCUUCGGACAGGGCCCUUCGUUGCAUAGAGUCCAGACUAGUAACGGCUCCAACUUCGGCGCGCAAUACGCUCAAAGUCCAUCAGCGUACCAAUCGGACCAGAUGCCAGUUAUGCCGCUACCAGUUAGAGCGCCGACUGUGGGAAGCAUGGAUAGUUACGGUCCUCCUGGACCUCGCCCAAUGAACCAAUUCGGGUCUGGCCCUAGGCCAAUGCCUUCGGGCAGGCCAGUUUUCGACGAUGGCAUGAGUGGCCGUGCUAGUCCUGCGCCCUCAAACUUUUCCUAUCGCCCUGGUCCAGGACCUUCCCGACCAUUAUAUGAGGAUGGAAUGAAUGGUCGCGCUAGUCCCGCACCCUCUAACUUUGCGGGCCACCCAGGUCCCGGUUCAGGUCCAGCCCGGUCAACUUACGACGAUGGAAUGAGUGGCCGUGGCAGUCCCGCGCCCUCCAACUUCUCUAGCCGUGGGCCGCCUAUGAAUAGGCCUGGCUUCAAUGGCGGGCCGAUGUCGCCUAUCCGUAGCGCAACUGGUCCGGUCUAUUUGCCCAACAGACCACAAUUGCCGCCUCAGAGAAAUAUGACAGCACCGAUGCCGCCCAGACCUGACGACUACAUAAACCGUCCUGGGACUGCUACCAGCCAGAGAACUAUGCCCAUGCCGCGACCCGGACCUGGGCCAGGAUAUGGGUAUAAUGAUGACAUUGAGUCUCAACGAGGUCCACCACCGCGGUGGUGA